Messenger RNA from Cercospora beticola, 318 nucleotides. RefSeq lists its product as uncharacterized. The record is from RefSeq and is a predicted model, not a curated record. Lineage: Eukaryota; Fungi; Ascomycota; Dothideomycetes; Mycosphaerellales; Mycosphaerellaceae.
AUGUCUUCUCAACAACAACAACAACAAUCCACCCAAUACCAACGCCAAACUCUCGAACAAGUUUCCGGCGACAAAUCUCUCCCAUCAUACCGAGACGCAACGAAAGGACAAUCACCAGUCGAUGUUACAGAAAAGGAGAUGGAGAUCGAAAGCGUCAAGAAGCAAUCGAAGCUGUCUGCAUUGAAGUCAAUGUUCAAGGAGAAGCCGGGAUCAUCAGCAGGGCCAUCCGACAAGCAAUACAACUACGUCGUGUCGAAGAAUGGCGGCGAGGAUAACUUUCCUUUCCAGCAUAGGAACCAGAUGAGAUUCGGGUGCUGA